AUGAUAUCCUUAAAAUAUAUAAUAUCAACAUUAAAUAUCAUAAAAAAAAAGAAAUAUAAAAAUAAUUAUUCAUCUUUAUGUAGAAGAUAUAAUUGUUCUUUAAAAAAUUAUAUAAAUAUACAUACAUACAAAAAUGAAGAAGAAUGUUUAAAAGAUAUAAUAAAACUUCAUAAUGAAUUACAUGUUUUUCUAAAUUCUAAUUGCAAAUAUAAAAAUGAUAACCAAUCUAAUAACAACACAAUUAAUUCUGAUUUAUAUGUUUUAAAUAAGAUAAAUAAAGGAAUAAAUAAAGAAAUAUUUAGAAAAAAAUAUUUAAAUAAAUGUAACAUUUAUUUAAAUGAUAGUAAAAAUGAAAAUUAUGAAUUUGAUAAUAAAUUAUGUAAAUCAAUAAAUAAUGAGGAAAAUAAAAUAGAAAAGAAUAUAAAAGAAAAAAGUGAAUUGAUUACAAAAUUGAUGAAUGAAAUGAGUAUUGACCAGAUUUUUGUAUUAAGUAAAAAAGUUAUAAAUAAAGAUUUGUAUAAAUUAUUUUUAAUAAAAUAUUUUUUUUCUAAUAAAAAGAAAAUAAAUAACAUAAAUUCUAAUGAUCUAAUAUCUUUUUUUUUUUUAUGUUCCAUUUAUAUAUUUGAUAAAAAUAUUUAUUACAAUUUGUUUCAUUAUUUUAAAGAUACACCAUAUUUAUGUAAAGACAUCCUAAAAAUACUUCUUAACAUAAUUUACAAAAACAUAUAUAAUUUCAAAUCUAAUUGUAUAAAUGAAAUAGUUAUUAUAUUAUUUAAAUUGCAUAAAUUAGACUCGUUUAAUUUUUCAAUUGAUGAUAUUAACAAUUUUAUUAAAAAGUUAUCAUAUCUUCUUUUUAAAUUUAACAAUAAAAACAUAAUCAAUAAAAGUAAUAUAUUAAUGGAAGAAAAAGAAAAGGAAUUUGAUAAAAACAGUAUAUAUAUUAACACUGAUAAUAAAAGUAAUUAUGAAACAAAUAUAGUUUGUAAUAAUAUGAAUAAUAUAGAAAAUAUUAAUGAACUAGAAAAAAAAGAUACUAUAAUUUAUAAAGAAGAAAAUGUUUCAAAGAAAUUGCAGAAUAGUUGUUUCUAUUUUUCUGAUAUAACAAAAUUGCUCUAUGAGAUUAUAUCUUUUCAUAAGACUCUUUCAGUAAAUAAUAAAAUAAAUUAUGAAUGUUUAAAUGAGUAUUAUAUUAACAUAAUCAGUAAUAUUAUUAUAUUUUCAAAAAAUGAAAUUAAUAAUGAUAAAAUAAAAGAUAACUAUUUUUGGAAAUGUUCUAUAUCCUUACUCUAUAGUUUAACAAUCUUAUAUGACAAAAAAUUUCAUGAUGAUUUUAUUGAUAUUUUUGAAAAUUGCAUAAAAUUAUUUUUUCGUUUUUUUUAUUACGAUUCAGAAAAAAUUAAAGUUAUGAAUUAUUAUGAAAUAAAAGAAUUUUUAAGUAGAGAUUUUCAUAAUAUGAAUAAUAUAGAGAAAAAUAGUUACAAUAAUUCUAUCGAUAUUUUAAAAAUAAGAAAAUAUAUGUAUGAUUCAAUUAAAUAUAUAAAAAAUUAUAACGAUUUAAAUAUUUCUUUUGUAUUAAUUUCUGAUAAUGACAUAAAAGAAAAAAAUACAUUUUUGCUGGAAGAAAUUAUUAAAUUUCUUCAUUCUCUUGCCUUUUAUGAAAAAAAAAAAAAUGGUCUCAAUGAAAAAAGAAAUAAUGAUAUAAGAAAAAUUAUAUUAUACAUGUUACCAAAUGUAAAUAGUUUAAUUGAAAAAUUCAUAUUUCAAAUAUUACAUGACAUUAAAACAAAGAGAUUAGAUAUAAAUGAAAAUAGGCAUAUAUCACAUGAGAGUAACAGAAAAGAAGAAUGUAAUAAUAAAAAUAUAUUAAUAGAAAAUAAUAUGUAUGAAAAUAACUUAAAUGAAAAUAAUGUACAUUUAGAAGAAGAUAAUUCAAAAAUUGCUACUUUGAAUUGUAAAGAUAAAAAUAGUAUUAAUGAUUUAUUAAAAUAUUUAAGUCAUUUUUUGAAUAUAUGUUAUGAAUAUAGAAUAAAGGAUAUGAAUCUUUUUUAUACAAUAACAUUUUUAGUUGCAAAAUAUAAAAACAUUGAUUUAAUUGUUUUAAGUAAUAUUUUAAAUAUUUUUUCGAAAUUAAAUUAUUGCUUUCCUACUUAUUUCAUUUGUUUUUAUUUUACAAAUUAUGUAAGAAAAAUAAAAUUUAAUGAAGAUUUUUUACGAACAAAUUUUUUCCCUAUAAAAGAAAUGAAUCAAAAAGUUUUAUUAAAAAAAAAAAAAAAAAACGAAACAAAUAUACUUUCUAAUGAAGAGAUGGAAAUUAUGAAUUUAUCAAAAAAUGAAAAUCUUCCCCAAGUAAACCAAAAAAAUAUUUGUAUUAUUUCUUAUAUAUGGAAAAAAUUUUUAAAAAAUAUAAAAGAAAAUGUUAACGAUGAAAAAAGAUUAAAUGAUUUACUUCCUGUAAAUAUUACUAAAUUAAUAAAUGGUCUAAUUUAUUAUAAAAGUUUAGAUAAAAAAUUAAUUGAAAUUAUUAUGAAGAUAAUUUUAAGACAUUAUAAUUCAAAAGAAUUAGUAAAAAAGAAAGGAAAAAAUGAAAAAGAGAGUUUUAAUUUAAUAUGCUUAAGCUCACUUCUUAACUAUAUGAGUUUUACAGAUGAUAUUCAAUGCUAUAAUAUAAAAGUAAAAUUAAUAAAAUUAAUAAAAAAUAAAAUAUUAAAAGAUAAAAAUUCUUUUGAUGGUAGAUUACUAUGUGGUAUUUAUAUUAGUUAUGCAAGAUUAAAUAUUUUUGAUAAAACACUAUUUUAUACCAUUUAUAAAAGAUUAGAUUUAAAAAAAUUAAAUAUCAUGAAUAUUAUAAGCAUAAUUUCAUAUUUAAACAAAAUGAGUAUCUAUGAUAAAGAAGUUUUAUGCGAUUGUUUUAAUUAUAUAUUUAACAAUAUAAAAAAUUCAUUAAAAUCACAUUUGUCUUUUCUUAUUCACGUAUUAUUUAUUUUAACAUCUAUUUGUCAAUUAUAUUUGUUUAAUAAAUUUUAUAUUAUAUUAUCAUAUAUAUUUCAAAUUAUUUAUUACAUAUAUGAAUUUUAUAAAAAGAGGAAUUUUAACAGAAAAAUAUUAUCUUAUAAUUUUUAUUCUAUGUUGCUGAUAAGUUUACAUACUCUCUAUCAUUUUUUUUUAGUUCUAGAAAAUAUGAAUUUAUUAAAUUCAAUUAGUAUAAGAUAUCUAUAUUUUAUUAAUUAUAUAUUAGAUCAAAUAUAUGAUGAUGAUCAAGUAACAACUACCCAAUCGCAAAUUCAAAAAAAUGUUUUAAAUAUUUUACGUCAAAUUUUGGAUAAUCAAAAAAUAAAAAUAUCAUAUGAAUACAAUUUAAAAAAUACUCCAUAUCACAUUGACAUGUUAUUACUAAUUAAAUGA
Molecule: messenger RNA, 3402 nt
Organism: Plasmodium gallinaceum
Lineage: Eukaryota; Apicomplexa; Aconoidasida; Haemosporida; Plasmodiidae
Product: conserved Plasmodium protein, unknown function
Exons: 1
Coding region: 1-3402 (1133 amino acids)
Source: RefSeq, a predicted model, not a curated record